AUGGCUGCCGAGACAGUUUUAGUGGUUUCCGAGAGUGUCGUGAAUGGGACGAGUAUGAAUGGUAUUCUGAUGGGCGAAGUGAAAAAUGUAAAUACGACGUCGGAGCCGCAGUUUUGCGGUUCGGGUCUGGAACAAUUCCAAGCAGGCUACAAGGAAUUGCACGGGUACCUCAGCCUCUUCGUCUGCAUCUUCGGCUCGGUGGCGAACUCUCUGAACAUCGCCGUGCUGACGAGGCGCGAGAUGAUCUCACCGACCAACAGCAUCUUGACGGGACUGGCCGUGGCCGACCUCCUGGUGAUGGUGGAGUAUGUGCCGUACGCGCUGCACAUGUACCUGCUACGGCGGCCGCGGGCGCAGACGUACACGUACGCGUGGGCCGUGUUCGUGCUGUUCCACUCCAACUUCGCGCAGGUCUGCCACACGGUGUCGAUCCUGCUGACGGUGACGCUGGCCGUGUGGCGCUACCUGGCGGUGGCGCACCCGCAGCGGGGCCAGAUAGGCAUGCCCUGCACGCUGGCCGUGGUCGGCUCGGCGUACGUGCUGGGCCCGCUGCUGUGCACGCCGCACUACCUCGCCUUCGAGGUGGCCGAGCUGUCCGAGGGCAACGCGACGCUCCACUUCGUGCAGAUGAGCCGUUUGAGCCAGGCGGCCGGCGGCCUGCUGAGCGACGUCAACUUCUGGGUGUACGGCGUCGUCGUCAAGCUGACGCCGUGCGCGGCACUGACGGUGCUCAGCCUCCGCAUCGUCGCCGCGCUGGUGGAGACGAAGCGCCGCCGGCGCCAGCUGACGGUGUCGGCGUCGUCGCGCCAGCAGGACAAGGAGCGCCAGACGGACCGCACGACGCGCAUGCUGCUGGCCGUGCUGCUGCUCUUCCUGGUCACCGAGCUGCCCCAGGGUGUGCUGGGCCUCCUCAGCGGGCUACUCGGCCAGCGCUUUUUCGCCGAGUGCUACGUGCCGCUGGGUGAGCUCAUGGACGCGCUCGCGCUACUCAACUCGGCCGUCAACUUCAUCCUGUACUGCAGCAUGAGUCGGCAGUUCCGCGUCACCUUCUGCCAGCUGUUCCGGCCGCGCGCGCUCGACAGGUGGAUCCCGGUGCAGACGACGGCGCACAACGGCCACACCGGAGCCGCCGCCACCACCACCAACAACGCGACGCAGGUGACGCAGCUGUAG
Messenger RNA from Schistocerca americana (American grasshopper), 1173 nucleotides. Its product is annotated as G-protein coupled receptor dmsr-1-like. Gene Ontology annotation, molecular function: G protein-coupled peptide receptor activity. Lineage: Eukaryota; Metazoa; Arthropoda; Insecta; Orthoptera; Acrididae. Gene Ontology annotation, cellular component: membrane. The record is from RefSeq and is a predicted model, not a curated record. Gene Ontology annotation, biological process: G protein-coupled receptor signaling pathway. The coding region runs from base 1 to 1173 and encodes 390 amino acids. The transcript has a single exon.